AUGCAACAAAAUGAGCCCUAAUAAUCUUAAAAAUCAUUCAAAUACUCAAUUAUUUGUUAGAAUCCAAUUCCAUAAAGAAAUAGAUGGUAAAUAUGCAUGGCAAUAAACGAAUCAAAUUCAAUUUUUUUAUUUUCAGAAGAAUUAACAAUUAGAGUUUUUUAAUUUAACAACAAAAUGGGCUUAAAACAUAUCUAAUUACUUAAUAAUAAUAGAACUUCAGCUUUAAGCUUUUUUCCCAAACAAUAAGAUUAGUUUGUUACAGGUUCAAAAUAUUCUUCAAUUCUCAUUUGGUCCAAAUAACUAAUUUCAAAAGCUAAGUUUAUUUAAAAAUUAUCAGGGCAUAUCAAAGGAGUUAGUUGCAUAAUAUUUAAUGUUUAGAACACCCUUAUAGUCUCAGGAGGCGAAGACUCAUAAAUUAAAUUUUGGACUCCAUUUAAAUCAAAUAAAGAAGAAUAAAUAAGAAAUAUAUCGGAUUAAUAAUGGCACUGUUAGUAAACAAUAAAGGACUUCAAUACAACUAUUGCCACUUUGUCUAUUAAUGAAUAAGGAAAUAAGUUAAUCUCAUGUAGUACUAAUUAAAAUAUUUUGGUCAUCCAAAAAUCGUCAACUACAUAAAUGUGGGUAGUGAUUUAAAAAAUUAAAACCGAAAUGUGGGGUCGUUAACUAUAGUUUCUUAAUGAUAAGAACUUUGUAUUUCUUCCUUAUGAUGGAAAAUAAUUAUAUUUAUAUAGACUUAAUUCUGUAAAUAAUUACACCAGGAAAGCUAAUUUUUUAGUUUCUAUGGGAUCCUAAUAUUAUGGCAUAAAUCCUUUUUAUUUUAAAGAUAGAAAUAUACUCAUUCUUUAGGGAACUCUUUUUUUAAGCUGUUUUAGAAUAAAAGGCAAUAAAAAGUAAUCAUUUAAAAAAAAAGAAAAUUUUGAAAUUGAAAAAGAAUUACAAAUCGAUUUGCAACAUGGUUUCUUGAAGGCAAUUCUUAGUCUUGAUGGACAAUACUUGAUUUCUUUGCAUCAAAAUUAAUCUGAAAUUUAAGUGAGGUAAUUUUAAGAAAUAUGA
This is a messenger RNA of Paramecium pentaurelia, 1053 nucleotides long. NCBI's taxonomy places the organism in Eukaryota, Ciliophora, Oligohymenophorea, Peniculida, Parameciidae. The record is from the annotation of a GenBank genome assembly.